Molecule: messenger RNA, 849 nt
Organism: Parastagonospora nodorum SN15
Lineage: Eukaryota; Fungi; Ascomycota; Dothideomycetes; Pleosporales; Phaeosphaeriaceae
Exons: 2
Coding region: 1-849 (282 amino acids)
Source: RefSeq, a predicted model, not a curated record
AUGAGGAAGCAGAAGCUGACGACUUCGAAGGAAGAUGAGAAGACGAAGACGACCACGACAGCGACUGCCACGUCUGCGCCGGAGUCAGAGUCGAAGCCAGCGACUUUAAACGCACCAUCACCGCCACCAGCCGAAAGCUCCACUUCGAAAAACCAACCAGCUUCGAAAGCAUCUGCUCCGGUACCAUCUCCCGACCCAAAUCAAACCACUCCAUCAACCCUCGAAACGAUAAUCUCAACCACCGACCUCGCAUCCCCAUCCCCAUCCCCAUCCUCAUCCACCCCAGCACCCACCCCUCCACCCCCGUCAUCAACACCCACAAUCGCCGGCGCCGCAGCCGGCGGAACAGCCUUACUCGCCCUCGCCCUCGGCACCGCCUUCUACCUGCUCCGCCGCCGCAAACGCGCCCAAUCCCAGGCUUCCACACCCCAACACUGGGCCCCGCAAGGCGGCGUGGGAAGACCCACUCUACCCGACAUUAGCGGCGUGUACGAGAAAGAAGGGAAUGGACUGCAGCGAUAUGCGAAUCCUACACGUGCUGUGGGUCGAGGUCAUGUGCAACAGGCUUCAGUGCAGCAGGGCUCGAUUCAUCAUCAUGCCUCCACUGAGCGGGUGAAGUUGAAUGGCUCGCCGUAUCCAGAGUUGAAUGCGUUGUAUCAUGAACUGCGCUUCCCGCAUCAUGAGUUGGAGUCGCCGCAGCCGCAAACUUCGCUGCAGCAGGGGUGGGAUGGAGUGAGCGAAGUGCAUGCGGAGAGUCGGAGUCUCGUGAAUGAGUCGGAGGGUGGAGGGAUGGGUAGGAGGAUGGAGGGUGGGGAGAGGGGGAGAUAUUAUGCUGGGAAGAACUUUUGA